This is a messenger RNA of Penicillium olsonii, 2880 nucleotides long. The record is from the annotation of a GenBank genome assembly. NCBI's taxonomy places the organism in Eukaryota, Fungi, Ascomycota, Eurotiomycetes, Eurotiales, Aspergillaceae.
AUGGAUCUGCAUCAUUUGAGCUUAGCUGCUCGAGCAGAUGGGACUGAUACCUUCCUCGACCUGAUCGCGAAUCCGUUUCGCUCGGCAUUCACAGUCACCGCUAUUUGGGCCUCACUGGGCACUUCGAUUGGUGUCACCGUCCUCCUCGCCCUCGUCUUCUCCCUGAUCCGUCCCCGUCACUCGCUCGUGUAUGCCCCCAAAGUCAAGCAUGCAGACCUCAAACAUGCCCCGCCUCCAGUGGGAAAGGGUCUCUUCGCCUGGCUCAAACCGGUCAUCCACACGCGGGAGGCCCAGCUGGUAGAAACGGUCGGCCUGGACGCUGCGAUCUUCUUGCGAUUUGUCAAGAUGUGUCGCAACAUUUUCAUCUUUCUGAGCAUCAUCGGAUGCGUGGUUAUGAUUCCGGUCAAUAUCACACAAAGCGCCAGUCCCAGCGACACAUCGGAGUCUUCCACCUUCAACAUGAUGACCCCACUCAACAUCACCAACCCCACAGCCAUUUGGAGUCAGGUGGUCUGCGCCUGGGCCUUUGAUAUGAUCAUAGCCUUCUUUUUGUGGAGGAAUUACCGCGCAGUGCGGAACUUGCGCAGGCAGUACUUCCAGAGUUCCGAGUACCAACGCAGUCUGCAUGCCCGAACAUUGAUGAUCACGGAUAUCCCCCCCGCGGAUCGCAGCGACGAGGGCAUCUUGCGACUCACCGACAAAGUCAACCCUACGGCGGCGCUCCCGCGGGCUUCAAUCGGCCGCAAUGUCAGAGAUCUCCCGAAGAUCAUCGAAGAGCAUGAGGAGGUUGUACGAGAACUGGAAUCUGUUCUCGCCAAGUACCUCAAGAAUCCUGACCGUUUGCCCGCGAAGAGGCCCAAGAUCCGUCCUCCUCGCUCACAGCGAAGCAAGCACCCAGGUGGCAAAGUGGACGCGAUCGAUUAUCUGACCGUUCGGAUCCGAGUUUUGGAGGAAGAAAUCAAGCAUGGACGGGCGUCUAUCGAUCGCCGAAACGCAAUGCCUUAUGGGUUCGCUAGUUGGGAGAACAUUGAGCACGCUCAUGCUGUGGCCUGGAAUUCUCGCCGCAAAAGCCCCCAAGGUACCGUUGUUGCCCUUGCGCCGCGGCCUAGUGAUCUGAUCUGGGAAAAUCUUCCUCUGACCAAGUCCGCUCGGAAAUGGAAGCGGUUUGUCAACUUUAUCUGGGUCACAUGUCUGACUCUUGUAUGGAUCGCCCCUAACGGUUUAAUUGCCGUCUUCUUGUCCAACUUGUCCAACUUGGGUCUUGUCUGGCCGGCGUUCCAGACUUCGCUGGAAGCCAACCCGAACGUUUGGGCCGCUGUUCAGGGUAUUGCCUCGCCUGCGCUCACUUCCCUCGUGUAUCUCCUACUUCCAAUCAUCUUCCGCCGACUGUCCAUUCAGGGUGGCAGCAAAACCAAAACAUCACGAGAGCGUCAUGUGCUGGGACAUCUUUAUGCCUUCUUUGUUUUCAACAACUUGAUUGUCUUUUCGCUCUUCUCUGCCGCUUGGGGAUUCGUGACUAUCGUCAUCGACAAGACCAACAAUCAUGAGAAUGCUUGGCAGGCUAUCGUGGAAAGUCAGCUGUACAGCAAGCUGGUCAGUGCUCUAUGCACCGUGUCACCCUUCUGGGUGACCUACCUGCUGCAGCGUAACCUAGGUGCCGCCAUCGAUCUCGCGCAACUGGUCACUAUGGCUUGGGUAUGGUUUGCCAAGACUUUCCUCUCGCCCACACCACGACAAUCGAUCGAGUGGACCGCACCGCCGGCAUUUGACUAUGCCAGCUACUACAACUACUUCCUGUUCUAUGCCACUGUGGCUUUCUGCUUUGCUACCCUGCAGCCAAUUGUGCUCCCCGUGACGGCACUGUACUUCGGUAUCGAUGCCAUUCUGAAGAAGUACCUGCUGAUGUACGUGUUUAUCACCAAGAAUGAGUCUGGUGGCAUGUACUGGCGGGUUCUGUUCAAUCGCUUGGUUUUCGCCACUAUCCUCGCCAAUUUCAUCAUUGCUUUGGUUGCCAAGUCUCGCGGAACCUGGACGAUGGUAUUCUGCGUGGCUCCUUUGCCUUUCCUGAUGAUCGGAUUCAAGAUCUAUUGUAUGAAGAGCUUCGAUUCCGACUGUGAAUAUUACAACCGCGCCAAUCUGAACGACGCGGAGGCAUUGGGCGCACAGAAAACCGACAAGAAGGCUGCGGAACGAUUGAACUCCAAGUUCGGCCAUCCCGCUUUGUACAAACCCCUCUUGACGCCCAUGGUGCAUGCCCGGGCUGCCGAGGCAUUGAAGCAAAUCUACCAAGGCCGACUGGACCACGGCGAUAUGGCUGGCGAGUACUCAGAUGUCGCCAUGAACCCAAUGCUUCCCUCUCAACCCGGCAAAUCCUCCAUGGAACCAUCGCCCUUCGAGGUUGUCCCGGAAAACCACCUGGACUUCUCAUACUACAAGAACCGUGCAGACUUCCGGGACGAAUUCGGCGGUGGCAUUUAUGGUCGACCCGAAGACUUGAUGACAGAGCGUUCACACACGCCCCGCAGCCACUUAGGAGGCGAGUGGUCACCAAGCUCUUCGCGCGCCUCCUCACCCGCGCCCUCGCUGCCCUCAAUACCGCCUCUGAGGAUCCCCGAAACCUCCGAGCAUUCUGAUCCCACUGGCCUCGUUCACCCUGCCUUCAGAGUACCGUUGUCUCGAGGCGACAGUGGCAACUCGGUACCGGGUGUUUACGCGCAAGACGAUGCCGAGUCCGGUCUUCUCAGCCAUGCCCAGGCUCCUGGGCAGACGGAGAUGGUCAACCCGAUCGAUCGCUGGCGUACCCGUGGCUAUGGUCCUGUCGACCAAGAUGACAACGAGCCCUCUUUCACAUCCUACGAGGCAUAUCGCGCACAGCGGUGA